AUGAAUAGAGAUAGUAAUAAUAAUAGUAGUAAUACAGAUCAAAGAAGAAGUGAAUACUUUAAGAGUAUACUCAAUAGCAAGUACCUGAGAACAAAGAUAUUCAAAGAUGUAGGGAUCAUUCAUCACAAGUUGUAUUGUCGUCAAGGUCAACCGAUUAUCUAUAGAUUAAAGUCACAUGAGAUCAUUAGUUUGAAAGAAUGUAUCAUUGUAAAUCGUACUGAUCUAUUCAUCAAACAUUUUGAUCAAGUUUUUAAAUCAGUUAACAGAGAUCAAGAUAACUUCAAUAGUUUACUAAUCACAGCGUUAAAAAAUCAAUGGAGACCAACCAAAAGUAGUCUUUCUAUUCUCAUGAAUCACAUCACAUACUUUCAACCAACUGGUUAUGCUCAUCUUGUUCUUUGGUUACCUGUAACAACAGGUGAUUUGGAAAUGUUUGAUCAUAUAUGCCAACUCGUUCUUGAUCCUGUUCCCAAUGGAACUCUGAUCUUUCCUUCAUAUGGUUAUUGUGACCAUCUCCCAUUUUCAUUUAAACAUGUAAUCAACAAAUUAAAUCAACACCAACAACAUACAACUAAUAAUAAUAAUAAUAAUGAAUCAAAAUAUGAAAUAAUAUAUUAUAUGGUCAACAAAUUAAAGGAAUAUGGUAUGGAUAUAAGAGGUAAUUUAUUUGUAGAUGCAUUGAAAUGUGAUAAUAAUCAAGAGAUUAUUAAAUGGAUAAAAGAUAGUUAUGAAAAAAAAGAAGGGUUUAUUGAGCAAGAAUCAUAUUCUUUCUCUAUAAUGGUCCAAACAGCUUUGGACAAGGGCCAUUUGGAAUAUUUUAAUAUUUUAAUACAAACCAUUGAACGUAUAGUAAUCGGAAUUCAUUAUUAUGGUCGUAUCAAAGUCGAAAGCGUCAACCCAUCUAUUAUGACAUUCAAUCUUGUCACUAGAUUGUUUGCGAAUCAAUAUCUACAAGUUUCAGUCACCGAAUUGGCUCUGAUAGCUAUCAAGGCCAAACAAUUUGAUAUUUUACAACACAUACUCAAUCUUUACAGGGCUCAAGAAGGAUAUUUGGACACGAAUAGAUUGAUUUUUGGAGCAUUGUGUAUUGAUGAUACAACUAAUAUAGAGUAUCUAUUGAAUAGAUAUUACAACAACGAUGAUGAUGCAGAACCAACUACAAGAUCCAAAUCAUUCCAAGUGACAACUGACAAUAUUUGUGAUAUGAUGCCUCAACCACUUGAAUAUUUAUAUUCACUUGGUCAUUCACUAGACAUUAGAAUGGAACAAUCUCAAAGUGUGUUGGCAAUAUUAAAACAAGAAAAAAAAGUACCAUCACUUGAAAUACUUCAAUUGAUUAUAAAGUAUCAACCAAUCGCCACUAUUCAUCCGAGUGAUAUACUCUCAAGAUUUGGAUAUUGUGAUGAUGAUAUUCAUCUUUUAAAAGAUGCUUUGUCAUUGGUAUCAGAUAUUGCAUUCUAUGACAUAAAACGAGACACAUUAAUUAAAGCAAGUAAGAAUGGAUUGGUUAAAACUGUCGAAUGUUUGGUAUCGAAUGUUCAUAGUUUUGAGGAUUCAUUCUCAUCAGCAAUCAAAUACAAACAAAUUAAAGUUGCAAAGUAUUUAACCAAUGAAUGCAUUUCUCUUGUUCAUUUUAUUGAAGAAGAAGAAGAAGAGGAUGAAAUCAUUACACCAGAAGCAGAAGAAGAGGUUUACAACAACCUAUUUUCUGAAUUUUUGGGUGGUUCAGGUCAAUCCAAUAAAGAGAUAUGGGAAACUAUUCAUGCCAGGAUAUUACCAUCAUUUUACUAUAUUGGAGACGACGAAACAUUUGAAUCAUUUUGGAAUGAUUUUAAAUCAUUCUCUACAACCAACUCAUCGGUGGUCUCUAAAUUAUUAGAAGAGUCGCCAUUUGAUACAAGAUAUUAUCGUCGUCAAAUAUCCAAUACAAUUGAUCGGAUCAUACUAAACUAUUCAAGAUUUUAUAAUGGUCCUGAAAGAGAUCAAUAUCAAAUGCAACCAUUACAAUUGCCCAAUCCAUCACAUCCAUUCAACACCUACUAUAUCAUCUCUAAAUAUAGACAUGAUCCACAAUUCAAUCAAAUAAUCAAUUUUAAUGAUUUUGAUAUCAAUCAAUUUUAUAUUAAAAAUAAUAAUCUUUUAAUUGAUAGUGAUAAUGUCUUUAGAUUAGAUUAUCUAACAUAUAAUGGUCCUGAAAGAGAUCAAUAUCAAAUGGAACCUUUGCGAUUGUCCAGCUACAAUACAUUUGUCACUUAUUAUAUCAUAUCUAAAUAUAGACAUGAUCCACAAUUCAAUCAAAUAAUCAAUUUUAAUGAUUUUGAUAUCAAUCAAUUUUACAACAAAAAUCAAUCAAUUGGAUUAAUUCCAUUCAAUUAA
Molecule: messenger RNA, 2376 nt
Organism: Cavenderia fasciculata
Lineage: Eukaryota; Evosea; Eumycetozoa; Acytosteliales; Cavenderiaceae
Exons: 6
Coding region: 1-2376 (791 amino acids)
Source: RefSeq, a predicted model, not a curated record